AUGAGCUUACUGCGACGAUUCAAAGCAACUGAUUUAUUUGAGUUUAAUAACAUUAAUCUCGAUCCACUUACUGAAACAUACAAUAUCUCAUUCUACCUUCAAUAUCUUGCACGAUGGCCAGAUUUAUUUUCAGUUCAAGUGUCCCCACAUAACAACCUUAUGGGAUAUGUGAUGGGAAAGACAGAAGGUACAGGUAAAAACUGGCAUGGUCACGUCACGGCUAUCACAGUUGCACCUGAAUUCCGUCGACUGGGGCUCGCAGACGGUAUGAUGAACUUGCUUGAACAAGUAUCUGAAAAGUCAUACGAUUGUUGGUUUGUUGAUCUGUAUGUGAGAGUAUCCAACUCGGUGGCAAUAGACAUGUACCGUAAAUUUGGAUAUUCUGUCUAUCGAAGAGUAAAAAACUAUUAUGCUGGGCAUACAAACGAAGAUGCCUACGACAUGCGGAAACCUUUGCCAAGAGACGUUAAAAAGGAAACGAUUCGAGAAAACGGAGAAAAUGUCUAUGUUAACCCAGAAGAUCUUGAUUCAUGGCGAUAG
Messenger RNA from Rhizopus microsporus ATCC 52813, 540 nucleotides. Its product is annotated as acyl-CoA N-acyltransferase. Gene Ontology annotation, biological process: N-terminal peptidyl-methionine acetylation. Gene Ontology annotation, cellular component: NatB complex. The transcript has 5 exons. The coding region runs from base 1 to 540 and encodes 179 amino acids. The record is from RefSeq and is a predicted model, not a curated record. Gene Ontology annotation, molecular function: protein-N-terminal amino-acid acetyltransferase activity. NCBI's taxonomy places the organism in Eukaryota, Fungi, Mucoromycota, Mucoromycetes, Mucorales, Rhizopodaceae.